This is a messenger RNA of Aspergillus aculeatinus CBS 121060, 604 nucleotides long. RefSeq lists its product as uncharacterized. Lineage: Eukaryota; Fungi; Ascomycota; Eurotiomycetes; Eurotiales; Aspergillaceae. The record is from RefSeq and is a predicted model, not a curated record. The transcript has a single exon. Bases 216 to 566 code for a protein of 116 amino acids.
GCGGAACUGUCGUCUAGAAGAACGAUCAUAAUAAUCAACAAUGCAACCUUAUUGUGUCUUAGACUUCUGACUGAGUACUUUGGGUCAAUCCUUCGCUGCGAUCGGAUCGGAUCUGCUGGGGGGGUGCUCCAUAUCUCCGUCCACGGACAGCGCACACACACACACACACACACACACACACACACACACAUUCAACCAGUCGAUCUCAGACAUCCAUGAGAUCUCACACACUCACGGACCGGUCGAGAUUGCCGAUCAACGGACCACUCUUUUCCUGCUGGCGGAUGACCCGGAUUUCCUGCUUCCGUCGCUGUAGUAAUCGUCGCUGUAGUAAUCUUGUCGUCACUAAGUUAGAGCCCUCCUCCCCUCUGAACCGGUUCUCGGACAGCACGAACCAUGAUCUUAAUGUUUAUUACAUCACCGUUCUUGGUCUGAUCCUGUUCACACAAACAAGAUCCCAGACUGGGAUUAUUGAUACUAGCCCGUUUCCAGUCAAUUUUCGAUCCAACCAGCCCACGUUAUUUCAGUACCCCAGGUACAAGUACAAGCAAGCUAAGGCAAGGUAAAAACCAAACAAACGGUCGCUCAGCCAAAGCCGGUGCCA